AUGUUGACAUGUAUGGCCAUCCUCACAGCAUUUCUUUUUACGUGGCUAUUGUUAGGCCGAGUUCUUUCAAGUAAUACUGUUGCAGUGGAAAAAAAUAUUAUUAGUGUUGUUGGCAAUGGCGGAGGCGGUGCUUAUGUGCCAUCAAAAGAAAAUUCAAAUGUUCACUAUGGUGUUGUUGUAGAUUGUGGUAGUAGUGGAACACGAUUGUAUAUUUACGUAUGGCCAGAACAUUCUGGAAAAAAAAAUAAUUUACUUCAGAUAAAACAAUUAUUAGAUAAACAGGGUGUACCAAUUGUUAAAAAGCUCGAACCAGGUCUAUCAUCAAUGGUUAAAACACCAGGAAAUGCGACGGAAUAUAUGAAAUCAUUGCUAGACUUUGCUGCAGAAGUUAUACCAAACGAUAAACAUCGAGAAACACCUCUAUAUAUAUUUGCAACAGCUGGUCUGAGAUUCUUAGCCCCCGAUGAGCAAAAACAGAUACUAGAAGAUUUAUUUACAGAUAUUGUACGUGAUUAUCGUUUUCAAAUUGAAAAAACACAUAUACAAGUCAUACCGGGCAAAUUAGAAGGCAUUUAUAGCUGGAUUGCAAUCAAUUAUGUUUUAGGGAGAUUUGAAAGUAAUUCAACUGAUUCUGUUUCUGUAUCGGACGGUCAUUCAAUAAGUAUAUCACAACAACGUCAAUCGACAGUUGGUAUUCUUGAUAUGGGUGGUGCAUCUGCUCAGAUUGCCUUUGAAGUUGCUUCGGAUACACCACUUGACAGUGAUGAUGUGGCCGAAUUUUCAUUGGGCACAGAUGAACAUAGUAGUUAUUUCAAAUAUAAAAUAUACGUGACAACAUUUCUUGGUUUUGGUGCAAAUAAAGCGUAUGAUAAAUAUAUCGAGCAAUUGAUUGUAACAAGCUAUCCAGCAUUAAAUUCUUCACAAAAUUCAACAAAUGAGUAUGUUAAUACCGCUGCUUGUUUACCAAAUGGAUAUAUAACCAAAUAUGAACGUUCCAAUCGAACAAUAACCCUGUAUGGUAAUGGUAGUUUUUCUAAUUGUGCAAAAUAUGUUUUACCCCUGUUAAAUUUAAACGCAUCGUGUUCACGAGCACCAUGUUCAUUAAAUGGUGUCCACCAACCACUCAUAAAUUAUGAAACAGCAGAUUUCUAUGGUUUUAGUGAAUUUUGGUAUACGAUGGAAGAUAUUUUACGGAUAGGUGGACCAUAUAAGCAUCAAACAUUUCUCAAGGCAUCGAUGAGUUACUGUGGUUCAAACUGGACAACGAUUCGCUCAUGGUAUGCCAAACAUUUAUUUCCAAAAGCUGAUUUAAAUCGCUUGUUGCUGCAAUGUUUCAAAUCAGCUUGGCUUUAUGCAUUUGUACAUGAUGGUUUAAAGUUUCCCAUGGACUACAAAGGAUUAAAAUCAGCCUCUUUGGUUAACAAUCAUGAUGUUCAGUGGACCCUAGGUGCCAUUUUAUAUAAAACGCGUUUUCUACCGUUAAGAACAAUUAAUCACAUUCACUCAGCGACUCAUUAUCGCCAUACUCACCAACACUCGUCAACAGUAAUUUCUAUUAUAUGUAUUAUAUUUAUUUUUCUUUGUCUAUUACUAUAUCAACAAAAAAUUCGUUCUAAAUUACGAAUGUAUUUAUCUCGACGUAAUAAUAUAUUAUAUGGUAAUACCAAUGGCUAUUCAAAUUCAAAUAAUAAUCGUUAUCAACAAUUAUCUUCUGUUAUCAUAUCUUCCACAGCAGCUCCCUCUUUAAUUCCGACCAAUGGAAUAGCCAACAGGCUACGGAGUGUGUAG
Messenger RNA from Didymodactylos carnosus, 1788 nucleotides. Lineage: Eukaryota; Metazoa; Rotifera; Eurotatoria; Philodinida; Philodinidae. The record is from the annotation of a GenBank genome assembly.